Molecule: messenger RNA, 1630 nt
Organism: Owenia fusiformis
Lineage: Eukaryota; Metazoa; Annelida; Polychaeta; Sabellida; Oweniidae
Source: the annotation of a GenBank genome assembly
AUCUGCAGUAUUUAUAGUAUGGAAGAAAUGCCCCUGCUUGUAGAUUGAAAUUCGCUCCACAUUUAUUUCUAUCAGAUAGCCUGCUUAGCUUCCUGAUUGACAAGAUAAAGCUGAUGGAGUCACAUUAAGAAUGUUUACUUCCUUCUGAAAGAGCACCUGUUGCACUUACUGGCAAUUAUACUGGAGUACUGUUUGACCUAGGUCUUUAGGGGAUAACUUAACUUUAGUCCUCAACAAUGGAUGUCAUCAUGCUAGAUUCAUCAGAAUCUAGUAAUUCACGGGGUUCAAGAGGUGAAGAUCUACUUGAAGAUGAUGAAGAGGAAGAAAUAAAGAGGACUCUCAAUUCUGUCAUGGAUGAACUGGUGGAUGAUGUUGUUUUAGGACUAUGUUUUGAAACACACAGAUCAUGUAAACUGGGGACUCUUUUUCUGGAUGAAACUGACAUAGAAUCAGAAAACUUAUAUCGUAUUGUAGACCAGGUAGGCCUAGAUGUUUUUGGUCAGCUGCCCCAGAAAAAGCAGUUAGAGUGCAUAUGUCCUAACUGUAGUAGGAACUUGGCUGCUUCAAGAUUUGCUCCACACCUAGAGAAAUGUAUGGGCAUGGGCAGAAACAGCUCUAGAAUUGCCAGUAGAAGGAUUCUCGCAAAUACAGGGAAACAGGAGAAUGUUGCCAGUGACAAUGACAGUGAAGACAACAAGGAUGAUAACGACUGGAGCUAUGCUGUAGAUAGGAAAAGCAAGAAAUCCAGAAAAGACAGAAGUGGAAACUCCCCAAGAAGAGGGAAAAUUUCAAAGCUGAAAAAUGGGGAUGGUGCUAUUGGCCAGCAUGACACCAAGAUGGGUAGUAGUCAUACCACCGAGGCAUCAGGACAAAUAUUCCACUUGUAUGAUUCCAUGACCCUUGAUGAGAAAAAAUCCAUUCUCAUUCAGCAAUGUGGUGUAAUAUCUGAGCAUACCAAGAAAAUGUGCACAAGGUCACAUCGCUGUCCACAGCACUCAGAUGAACAGAGAAGGAUGGUUCGCAUGUAUCUUCUGGGGUCACAACAUGGGGGUCUCCUAGAUGUAGAUGAGGUCCAGGUGGACAUAGAUGGAUAUGAGGAUGGUGAUAGCCAGUCACUCAGGGAGAGUCUACAAUGGGAGGCUGCUUCUAAUCCAUCACCUGCUGAUUCUACUAGCACAACACAUAGUACAGGCUCAAGAAAGCGUAAGAAGGGAAAGGGGGGUAAAAAGAAAGGAGCUAUUGCAAGGUCAUCCCCUAGCAGUAUGUACGAAUUCAACAUACACUAACUGUAGCUAGGAUACAAUCUGACAGAGACAAUCAUAUUCAACUUCAUGGACUGAUUCACUAAAAUUUUGACAACAUUGUUUGAGACAUUUGGAAAUCUUAUUCAUAAAAAUGAUUUGGAAGAGAAUAUUUUUUUUUUCUGCUUAAGCUGAUGAGUAGUGCCAGUAGUGUCAAACUGGGACCAAUGAACGGAUCAAACUCAGCAGUAUGAUAGUUACUGUAAUGUACAUACUCCUGGGAGUUGCUGUUUUUUAUGUCACCACCUUGUGACAUAUUGUUAUGGUCUCCAUUUUUUGUGAUGGCGAUUGACGGUUGUCUGUUGGUGGUUCGCGGUUGGUAGUUGGCG